UUCCGAAUAGCCAGAUCGUAUUCAUAAUUCGCCUCUCGCUUUGUCCAAUCAUGAAUCGCUCGCUGAUUGUCUGAUUGAUCCUUUGAAAAUGCCUGUCGCUGAUCGCUGAGAGCGCCAACCUCUCGCCUCAUUCGCAACUCAUACUCGCUUCAUCACCCUCAGCGUCCAACCCCCCCUGCGGACAAACAUGGAUGAUAACCCAUCUUCGUCGUCGUCUUCUGCAGGGCGACUUAGAGCUCUUCUGCCAGGCCCAACUCGAGAAGGAGACUCACCCAGACCUCCACCCAAGCUGAACAUACCCAAGAGAAUAUCCGUCAAGACUGCAUGCCAAGCUUGCAGACAACGCAAAGCCAAGUGCAAUGGUCAAAGGCCAAGGUGCUCUGGCUGCAUCACUGGUGGCCGAGAAUGUCACUAUGCCAGCAACCCCUACGAAGCCGAGGCCGCAGCAAUGAAAAGGAAGCACGAUGAACUAAAAGAGCGAAUCGCUGAUCACGAGAGUCUUUACUCUUCGCUCAAGACCAGAGAGCCUCAGGAGACAGACGAGAUACUGCGGAGAAUUCGAGCCGGACAGGACGUCAAAGGCGUGACUGAGGACCUUCAGGGAGGAAAUUUGGCUACUCCUACGUCUCAGAAACAGGCAAAUCCUCUUCUACGACACAAUAGCGACAACACUUCAAACAGUGCUACAACGUCUGGAAGUGCCAGCUCACCAACAUUCUCAGUGGCACGCAUGAACCUUUCCCUACCCCAGCAGCAAACAAGGGCCAGGCUCACAGCUUUAAAUGACCAACCUGGCAGCCUCUUUGAGGAAGCCUGGCGAGAACCUCAGCGCAGAGCCUCUGACGACUCUACAUCCAUUGAUCUCCAAGGGCAUAUACUCCCUCUUUCGCGAUGGACGAAGGUCAUGCAAGAUGACAAGUUUCUAAGCCACUUGCUACUGUUGUCCUGGACGUGGGACACAUCGUGUGACCAUAUUAUCGACCGAAAUAUCUUCGAAGACGACCUGAAGAACCUCGACCCUACAACAUCGGGCGCAUCCUCAGAACUGCGAUUCUGCUCACCAUUUCUCGUCAAUGCCAUUUUGGCCAUUAGUUGCCUAUAUACGACGAAUCCAAUUACAUUCGGCAUACCGGACGAACUAAGCACCCGAGGACAGGUAUUCGCCCAAGAAGCCAUCCGGUGUCUGAAGCAAGAAGACACACGGCCUUCACUACCGGUGACACAGGGUCUGGCGCUUAUGUAUGUGUAUGAAAGCGCUCUAGGCGAUGGAGAAACGGCGCUUGAGUUCCACAGUCUUAUGCAGUCGCGGUACAUGGCGCUUAGACUUGAUGAUGUAUAUCGUUCUACGGAUACUGCUAUUGCGGGAUCGAGACAGCGAGCCGAAGCACAUGCGUUGUCUUGGAUACAAUGGGGUUUCUACGUCUGGGACUGGAAACCAAUGCACGGUCUGUGUCGUCGUCUCGUUAUCAAGAAGCCCACACGAGCUAAGACAUGGCAAGAAGAAAACUCACCACUGAAUAGAACCGAGAACCCACAGUAUUGGUGGUUCUCGUAUCCUGUUUCCGUAGCGCCUCAGCGGUCGAUGAAGCGUGAGAUAUUCGAGGCUGAAUGUAACUUCACCGAAAUCACAGAGCAGGCUCUCGAGUUCCUUGUUCCCUUGGAGCAGGGAGUUUCACCGUCUCAAAAUACAGGAAAUGCUGUAGAGUUGUACUCUAAAAUCAUGGAAUGGAAGUUCUCCUUGCCCGAAGAGCUGAGGGCUGAGAAUGCAGUUCUGCCCGCUGCUAUCCUACUACAGUAAGUCUUUUACAGGAUGACGCAGAUUUUUCUUGGUAACCAACAUGUAUCUAGUCUGAGCGCGGAUCUUGUAGCAAUCAGCAUUCUUCAACCCUUCGACCACGUCCCCAAGUCCGUCUUCGGCCCCUUUCAUCCACGUCUAACAUCCUACGCCCACGCAACAAACGCCAUGUCAACGAUCUGGCACUUUCGAGCUCUAUACACGAUCCAAAAUGAACACUGGCUCAUACAAGCAUGUUCCAUCUGCGCUUUCAAAGUCCUGUUCGCCAUUGAAGAGAGCCCUAUCCAACUCGAAACAUUCAUAAAAGCGUGUCGAGCCCUCAUGGAGCUUGGAGCAGCGUUCCCUGUGGCGGAGGAGGUUAUUUACUCUAUCGAAUCGGUGGUAAAGAAUAAAAAGGUGAAUCUACCUUCGUAUGCGAGAGAGUAUAUGCCUAACGGUGCCGGAGAGGGUGUUGGGGACUUGAAGGGUGUCAGGGUUAGGGAUCACAGUGUUAUUGUUGAGAAGGCUGAUUCAGAUAGGAGUGAAGAUCGGUUGACUAUGACGGGCCUGCUUUCUACAUUGGCUCCUAGUGAAACGGGACUGUAUUAGUUCAUGUAGACAGGUUGCGUGUAUGCAUAUCUAGAUAGAGAGGUUGGCGUUACUAGGCGGCCAAGGCGCGUCAGCGCGCAUAUGUUUGUUGUUGGAUAUAUAUAUAUAUAUUGCGAUACGCUUUACAACAACGAG
This is a messenger RNA of Fusarium odoratissimum NRRL 54006, 2518 nucleotides long. RefSeq lists its product as uncharacterized. Gene Ontology annotation, biological process: regulation of DNA-templated transcription; DNA-templated transcription. NCBI's taxonomy places the organism in Eukaryota, Fungi, Ascomycota, Sordariomycetes, Hypocreales, Nectriaceae. The transcript is spliced from 5 exons. The record is from RefSeq and is a predicted model, not a curated record. Gene Ontology annotation, molecular function: DNA-binding transcription factor activity, RNA polymerase II-specific; DNA binding; zinc ion binding. Bases 188 to 1798 code for a protein of 536 amino acids.